Adineta ricciae is the source of this 1290-nucleotide messenger RNA. The record is from the annotation of a GenBank genome assembly. Lineage: Eukaryota; Metazoa; Rotifera; Eurotatoria; Adinetida; Adinetidae.
AUGUUUUACGUUUGCCGAUUAUCGUGCAUAUCUAGAGCAACUGUACUUGACUGGGAUUAUAUAUUAAAUGCUGAGAAUUCUCAAGCGAUCGCAGAGAAUAUCAAACGAAGAAAAGAAACUGAAUAUGCUGACAUUGAACAAAUUCAUGCUCUACAUCGUGAUGUUCAAACUCUUUUUCAUCGUAUUGAAGACAAGAAACUGGAUCCAAUUCAAGGCGAAGAUCAGAUCAAAGUGAAAAUUCAAGAUUUAUACAAUCGUGCUUUGAGAUUACCCAACAACACACAUCCUGACGUGUCAUCCAGUACUCAAGAUCAAGCACGUAUAAUUCGCGAAGUUGGAAAGAAGCCAGAUACGACAGAUUCUUGGCCUGCGGUCGAUCAAAUCGGUCAAGAGUUGAAUAUGAUUCAAUUAGAAAAUAUGGGCCAUGUGUCAUUUCGAGGUGCCUAUGCACUGUUUGGUGAUUUUGCGCGUUUAGAACGUGCUUUAAUGUAUUAUGCGUUUGAAAAACUCACACAAAAUGGAUUUAAACUAGUUUCGGUUCCUGACAUUAUUCAUCGAGGCAUUAUUGAAUCAUGUGGUUUUCCAACACGAGGUAAACGAUCUCAAGUUUAUCAAUUGGAUUACGGUGAAGAAUUUGGUCGAUAUUGUCUUGCUGGUACAUCUGAAAUGCCUCUCGCUGGUCUUCUCAAACAUAACACAUUUCGUAAAGAUGAGUUACCUCUUAAGCUAGCAUCAUGCAGUCGUUGUUAUCGAGCUGAAUUACCUGGUGGAAAAACAGAAGGUAACCUGUAUCGUGUACAUGAAUUUAAUAAAGUGGAAAUGUUUGCUGUGACAACGGAUGAUGAGAGAGCUUCGCAAGAAAUGCACAAAGAAAUUGUGCAACUAGAAGCAACUAUGUUCGAAGAACUUGGAUUACAUUUCAGGAUACUUGAUAUGCCAUCGGAAGAACUUGGACUUUCUGCUUACAGAAAAUAUGAUAUCGAAGCUUGGAUGCCAGCGAAGAAGUUUUACGGCGAAAUAAGCAGUGCAUCCAAUUGUACUGAUUUUCAAUCGCGUCGGUUACAUAUCAAAUACAUCGAUGAUAAUGGUGAAGAAAAAUUCGUCCAUACAUUGAAUGGAACAGCUAUGGCCAUACCGCGCAUGCUGACAGCAAUCAUUGAAUCAAAUUGGAAACCAGACAAAGAACGUGUAGAAAUACCUGUUCCACUCCGUCCCUUCAUGGGCCACAGAGAGUUCAUCUCCAAAACGUCUUCAACACCAAGAACUCAAUGGAUAAAAUUUCUUAGUUGA